Messenger RNA from Paramecium sonneborni, 216 nucleotides. The record is from the annotation of a GenBank genome assembly. NCBI's taxonomy places the organism in Eukaryota, Ciliophora, Oligohymenophorea, Peniculida, Parameciidae.
AUGGAUGUAAUAACAAUCAUAAUUGCAGUAAUCUAAAAAGAAUCUAACUGUCCAAAUAGUCUUUGCCACAGAUUUCUAGCUGGAUUUGCUGCUUGUAAUUAUUCUUUUGUUGGACCAUUACUUAAAGUAGUUGAAUUAUUAUUUUAGGUAGAUUAUUUUGGUUGUUAAACAGAAGAAGUAAUCGGUUUAGAAGGGGGAGCUGCUGCACCAUCAUGA